AUGCUACCUUCACAAAACUCGUAUUCUCCAAUGAGUAGCUCCGUACAACGAAAAAGCGAUCCACACAAGCUCGCGUUAUGGGUCGUGUGGGAACACGAAGGCAUACCAUCACCUGUUCAAUAUUUUUGUGACUCAUGUUACAAGGAUUUCAACUUCGACACUUAUGGGAAGAAGAUUUUCUCGUUCAAAUCUGCUCCACUGUACGAUCGCCACAAUCGAAAAUUUGCUCAGUGCACAAGCUCAACUGACGACUUGCAGCUGGAGGAAGACGACUAA
Molecule: messenger RNA, 276 nt
Organism: Cooperia oncophora
Lineage: Eukaryota; Metazoa; Nematoda; Chromadorea; Rhabditida; Trichostrongylidae
Source: the annotation of a GenBank genome assembly